UCACGUUCACUUCCAAAAAACAAUAUAUUUACACUUUCUUGAUUUUGUGAUCGGUGUACGUAGCGCAAAAAAUGAAGACAACUGGUUCGGGCAUAGGAGGAACGAAGAGGAAGAUGUGGAGCCGUGGAAUGGGAGGAGCGGUUAGAGAGCAAAAGGCUAAGCUUUACAUCAUAAGGAGGUGUGUCGUCAUGCUUCUUUGUUGGCAUGACUAAAACACUUAUCAAAUCAUUAUGAACAUCAUCAUCGGCUUCAUGAAGACUAACCAAAGAUUUUCCUUCUCUUCUUCUCUCUUUCUUUUUUUUUUUUUUUGGAGUCUUACUUAUAUGUUAUAACCCAUGGGAAGAGAGCUUUAUAUGUAUUGGCAUCUAAAUGAAGCCAUAUAUGUAUUUUUUUUUGUAGUGGUUUUUUCAUCCCAAAGAAGGUUUUUUCAGAUGUAUAUUAGUAGCCAAUUAAUUCGAUAUCUCUUGUUGUUA
Messenger RNA from Capsella rubella, 473 nucleotides. RefSeq lists its product as uncharacterized. Lineage: Eukaryota; Viridiplantae; Streptophyta; Magnoliopsida; Brassicales; Brassicaceae. The transcript has a single exon. Bases 72 to 212 code for a protein of 46 amino acids. The record is from RefSeq and is a predicted model, not a curated record. Gene Ontology annotation, biological process: negative regulation of cell population proliferation.